ACCCAAACAUGCGACCGUAAGACUAGUAUAUGCACUAAAAUCUAAUCCUGUUAUAGAGACUGGGAUAUAGAAACUGUGCUCCUAAAUGCUGGUGUCGCAGCACAGCAAAAGAGGAGAAGUAAAUCCAGUGUUGCUCAGUCUCGAUUGCUCCAUUCUACUGAAGGUAGAUUAUUGCUUUACUGCAUGCUAUCGGAUUUUCCCCUUAUUAAUAGCUACCUCUAAUACACCAGGCAGUUGUUCUAGUCAGGUUCAGUACUGCCACUACAGAAGACACUCAGAGAUGGGUAAUGAAGUAGUGGUAAAUGCUGGGACUGUGGCUCAGCGAAGGAGACCACACAGGUGUCUGUCUGCAUCCCAUGUGCCACUGGAAUUCUCGAGGACUAAGCAGUUUUGUUGAUCUGCUAAAUUCCAACAUCAAUGAAGAUCGUAUAAUCUAACUAUAAGCCCACCCAUGUAGUCAUGAAUCCCACUGUGAAUUCUUAGAUAUGCAUAAACAAUAGAUAGGUGCAGUCCCUGGGUAA
Messenger RNA from Geodia barretti, 521 nucleotides. The record is from the annotation of a GenBank genome assembly. NCBI's taxonomy places the organism in Eukaryota, Metazoa, Porifera, Demospongiae, Tetractinellida, Geodiidae.